Messenger RNA from Paramecium pentaurelia, 2360 nucleotides. Lineage: Eukaryota; Ciliophora; Oligohymenophorea; Peniculida; Parameciidae. The record is from the annotation of a GenBank genome assembly.
AUGAAUUAAGAAAUUUAAUAAUUUAGAGCAACUUUACCAAUAAAUGAAUUCAAAUAAGAAAUUUUGAAAUAGACUUUGGAAAAUACUUUUAUUAUCAUAACUGGUGAUACAGGUUCAGGUAAAUCAACAUAAUUACCACAAUAUUUAUUGGAUGAUGAGAAUUUUAGAUUAAGCAUUUGUUAAUAAAGAAAAUAGUUUUUGGAGGAAUAAGUAGAAGAGAAAGAUUAACCUAAAGUUUAAGGAUUCUUAUCCAAAAAGUUAAAGCCAUUUGUUCCAGAGGAUAGAAAGAAUUCAACAGAUUUAAAGAUUGUAGUAACAUAACCUAGAAGAAUGGCUGCUAUAUCAAUGGCAAAAAGAGUAGCAUUUGAGAGAAAUGUAUAAAUAUUAUUAUAUAUCAAUAAAUAGUAAAAUUUAGGUGUAGAAGUUGGUUAUUCUAUAAGAUUUGAUAAUUCCACUACUAAUACUACUUAAUUAAGAUAUGUAACUGAUGGUAUAUUGGUGAGAGAAUGUUUAUAAGAUAAAGAUUUAACAGGAUAUGAUGUUGUAAUCCUAGAUGAAGCUCAUGAAAGAUCCCUUUAUACAGAUGUUCUAUUUGCAUUAGUGAAGGCAGCUGCAAAGAGAAGGAAUGGAAGUUUAAAAGUGAUCAUAACAUCUGCAACUUUAAAUAUUAAUAUUUUUAAGACUUAUUUUGAAGGAUGUCCAUAUGUAAAAGUUCAUGGUAAGUCAUUUCCUGUUGAAGUUAAAUAUGCUGAACAUAAUAUAACCUAAUAAAAAAGAAAUCAUGAUGCUGUGAAUGCUGCAAUUAGAAUGCAUUUACAUGAAGGUCCAGGUGAUAUCUUAGUAUUUUUACCAGGAAGUGAGGAUUGUGAAGUUUGUAGAAAAUUUUGUUAUGAGAAAUUAGCAGAAGUAUUAAAUUCAGGAGUUGAAGUUCCUAGUGUAUUAUUAUAUACAUUAUAUGGAAGUUAAACUUCUGAAGAUUAGAGUCAAGUAUUUUAAAGAGCAGAUGAACAUACUAGAAAAAUUAUAUUUUGUACUAAUAUUGCAGAAACUUCUUUGACUAUUGAUAAUAUUGGGUUUGUAGUAGAUACUGGUUAUGUGAAAUAAAAAGUAUAUAAUUCUAGGACUGGAAUGGACUCACUUAUCAUUUAACCUAUAUCUAAAACAUAAGCAAUUUAGAGGACUGGUAGAGCAGGCAGAACAUAAUCAGGAAAAUGCUAUAGAUUAUUUUCUAAAUAGUUUUAUGAAUCCCUAUAAGAACAUACAACUGCUGAAAUAAUGAGAGUCAAUUUAGCAUCAGUUAUGUUAUUACUUAAAUCUAUGGGAAUAGAUGAUGUGGUGAAAUUUCAAUUUAUGGAAUAACCAACUUAAGAAGCUAUUUUAUAAUCUUUAAGAUAAUUAUAUCUAAUAUAAGCAAUUGAUGAGGAUGGAUAUAUUACUCCAAUGGGUUAUGAAAUGUCUAGAUAUCCUUUAGAACCAAGUUAUGCAAAAGCAUUGAUUACUUCAAAAAUGAUGGAAUGUUCAAGUGAAAUGAGUGCUAUUGUGGCUAUUUUAUCAACAGAAAACAUUUGGUAAAGAAUUACUAGAGUAGAUGUAGAUGGAUAUUAAAAGUUAUAAGAAAUUCAAUCAUAACAUGCUGAUCCUGCAGGAGAUCACUUAAGUUUAUUGAAAAUAUUCUCAGAAUGGAGAUAAGCAACAUUUAAUGAAUAAUUUGCUAAAGAUAAUUUAUUAAAUUUAAGAUCUUUAAGAUAAGCAGAUAAUAUUCGAUAAUAGUUAUAAUAAUUAGUUGAAGGUACAAGUAAAAAGAAAUGUUCACUAUUUUAUGAUUAAGAUUAUCUUUAUAAAUUAUUUAGAAAAUAGAAGGAUUCAAAAAAAUGGAAUAUAAAUGAAACUAUUAAAUUAGCAUUAUGUUCUGGAUUCUAUUUUAAUACAGCUCGUAAGAUGCAUAAUGGUGAAGAUACUUAUUUAAUGAUAUAUCCUGAAGGAACAGUUGUAGAUACAGAUCCAUAGAGUGUAUAUACAGUAAUUUAAUAAUAUCCUGAGACUGUCAUAUUUACUGAAUUGGGAGGCACAUCUUAAGUGAGAGGAGUGAUGAAAUUAAUUAGUGAAAUUAAUAUAGAAUGGGUUAAACCCUAUUUCUCAAAUAUGAUGAAGGUAUCAAAAAUGGUUAUUGAAUUUAGGUUGAUCUAUUUAAACUGGCUAGAAUUUAAUUUCAAUAAAGAGGAAGAGAUGCUGUUUAAGAAAGAAGAUAAAAGAAAAUCUAAGAAUAAGAGAAAUAGAAAGAUUUGGAAUAAAAGUAGAAAUUAGAAAAACAUUAAUUAUAUAAGGCAAGAUUUGAAUAAAGAAAAAAAGUUAAAAUGUGA